This is a messenger RNA of Clonostachys rhizophaga, 1509 nucleotides long. Lineage: Eukaryota; Fungi; Ascomycota; Sordariomycetes; Hypocreales; Bionectriaceae. The record is from the annotation of a GenBank genome assembly.
AUGGCACCAACUACUCAUCCAGGUGAUUUCUCGGCUGGUGUUGCUGAAACCAAUGAGAAGGCGGAUCUAGCUAUAACGACAGAUCAGAGAGACGAUGACAUCGAUCCUGUUGCAGAAAACCAGUUUCGCUGGAGACUUGACCUAGGCUUCCUCACUAUUGGGUUCUUGAGCUACAUGUUCAAGUAUAUAGACCAGACCAACAUCAGCAAUGCUAAGUUACUGUCCAAAGUUGUCUUGACCAUAGCCGAACAAGCCCAGCCUAACACAUCACUGUUUAGUAUUGGAUACAUGAUAAUGCUUUUUCCUUCCUGCAUUCUUAUAUCUCAUAUUGGGCCUGCUAUUUGGCUUCCAUCCUGCGAAGUUUGUCUCUUCUUUUGUCUAUCUAGAUUCCCGCUCAUAUGGGGAGUUCUUACUUGUUGCUUGUCCCUAGUAACAGAUGCACGACAGUGUUCUUGGAAAAUGCUCACAAAUCGAAAGGUAUAUGGAAUUCGCUUCUUUAUCGGAUUUUGUGAAGCGACGAUGUGGCCGGCUUAUUUCACAAUGAUCAGCCAGUGGUACAUGCCCAACGAAGUAGCUCUCCGCAUGAGCAUCUACAAUAUGGCUCAACCGGCUGGGGCUAUGCUGUCCGGCGCAAUGCAAGGCGCUUUGUCCACCAAUCUGGAGGGCCAUAUGAAUCGAAGCGGCUGGAGAUGGGCCUUUAUUAUCAAUGGCGUUUGCACAAUUGUUGUCGCGCUUCUUGGAUACGUCCUUUUACCUGGAUAUCCUGAACGCCCAAAUAAACUUGCGAGCUGGUAUCUGAGGCGACAGGACUACGAUGUUGCACUCGCUCGUAGUCGCCGUAUCGGCCGAGAGCCUCAGAGAGGACUCACAGUCAAGUCGUUCAUAAGAGCCUUCACAUUUUGGGAAUUGUGGGCUGUUGCAAUUGCAUGGCCAUUCGGUGGCAACACCGCGCCAACCAGCUAUUUCAAUCUCUAUCUCCAAUCUCUGAAAAACUCAGACGGAACUUUGACAUAUUCCGUAGCCAUGUUGAACUAUCUACCUAUUAUUGGGCAAGCCGUUCAAUUAGUUGCUGAGCUGCUAUUCAGCGGCUUCAGUGACUUGACUGGUCAAAGGUUGCCAUUCCUAAUUCUACAUUCUGCAAUCAGCCUUACAUCACUGUCCAUUAUUAUUGCCCGACCCCAAAAUAGACCGCUUCAUAUGGCUGGAUAUUACCUAAACUAUAUUGGAGACGUUUCAAUGAUGCUGUUGUGCGCGUGGGCAUCUGAUCACUUGCGAGGAGAGCCUGAAGUUCGGACACUUCUUUUCGCUACUGGAACAAUCAUAUUCUAUGCACUCAGCGCUUUUCUCCCAAUUGCAGCCUUUCCUGCAUCUGAAGCACCAAACUGGAAGAUUGGAGCCAAACCUUAUCUUGGGUUUGCCGUCGCCUCCCUUCUCAUGUUCAUUGGCAUCCAUAUUGGCUUCAAACGAGAAGCUAGGAAGAGAGAGCUCAAGGAAGAUUCUAAGGAGUAA